Molecule: messenger RNA, 1481 nt
Organism: Corylus avellana
Lineage: Eukaryota; Viridiplantae; Streptophyta; Magnoliopsida; Fagales; Betulaceae
Source: RefSeq, a predicted model, not a curated record
CCUUUGGAUCAAUUGGUUUGUAGUUCUUUUGCAUUCCCGAGUGAAAAUCGGAUGGUGUUUUGGAAACGAUGGAUCUACAAGUGUAUACACAUUCGAUCCACUCAUGCCAACUAGGAAUUUCGUGUGCCUAUUGAUCAAAGCGUGGAUAAAUGCCAAAGUGAUUCAGUAAAAAUUUUCAGAUCAGUGCUAGCUCUAUUGCGCCAACUAGUUGUGAAGCUCCUUAAAAUAUUUGGAAUCAAGGAUUUAUAUGACAUGAAGUUGAUCCAUGUCCAAGCCAAUGAACUUCUGGGCAUCAUGUGCAAGCAGUUCUUAGAUUCAGAUUGUGAUCAAUGGGAGGACAGUAAAGGCUCUUAUGCCAUCUUCUAUGCUAUCGAGAAUGGGAUUUUAAAAUUUGUUGAUAAAAUAGCCAAAGAAAGUCCUAAAGUACUUAUGUGGAGCAAGAGUGAUGAUGAACGUUUUCCAAAUGCAUUAUGGGCAGCUAUAUUUCAUCGUCAAGCUGAAAUAUUUAGCCUUAUAUGUGGGGUAGCUGACAGGUAUGGAAGUCUAAAAUUUAGCUAUGAUAAACAUGGCAAUAACAUAUUACAUACGGCGGGAAAGCUACCACCUUCCACUUUGAUUAAUCGCACAGCUGGUGCAGCUUUUCAAAUGCAAAAAGAACUACAAUGGUAUAAGGCGGUGGAGAGCAUUGUCCCUCGCUACUGUGAGCUAAAAAACAAAGAUGGUAAAACUCCUAGAGAAUUGUUUACGGAGAGCCACAAGGAAUUGGUGAAAGAGGGAGAGAAAUGGAUGAAGAGCACAGCAACUUCUUGUACAGUGGUAGGUGCUCUUAUUGUCACCAUUAUGUUUGCUGCAGCCUUUACCGUUCCCGGCGGUAAUAACCAAAAUACAGGAUACCCAAUGUUCUUGAAGGACAAAUUGUUUAUGCUCUUCAUAAUAUCCGAUUCCAUAUCGCUCUUUUCUUCUUCGACCUCAGUCUUAAUGUUUUUGGGAAUUCUUACGUCACGUUACUUAGAAGAAGAUUUCUUGAAAUCCUUGCCAUCGAAGAUGAUAAUAGGUCUUUCCACUCUCUUCUUUUCAAUUGCAACCAUGGUGAUAGCAUUUUCUGCUGCUCUUUUAAUUAUGUUACGUGAAUAUUCAUGGAUUUUCAUUCCAGCCAUUUGUUUGGCAAGUGUUCCUGUCACCCUGUUCGUGUGGAUGCAAUUCCCACUUCUUGUCGAGAUGGUCAUUUCAACUUUCGGACCAGGUGUCGUCAAUAGGAAAAUAAGGAAGUGCUCGAAAUUAUGUACCUACUUAUCGUCAUGCUGCUCCUGAAAGAAUACCUAUGGUUAAAAAUAUAAACCCUUAUUGGGGUUCAUUAAUGUUUGACGAACAAUUGGAGAUGAUGAUUUUUCUAUUUUCAUUUUCUUGUACGGAUGACAGAUGAAUUUUCAACAACUAGCUCAUGUUGCUAAUUGCUAAUCCAUUAGAUGUUUUUACGCUUU